Messenger RNA from Hyphopichia burtonii NRRL Y-1933, 1483 nucleotides. RefSeq names its product Zn(II)2Cys6 transcription factor UME6 (gene UME6). The coding region runs from base 65 to 1483 and encodes 472 amino acids. Gene Ontology annotation, biological process: regulation of DNA-templated transcription. NCBI's taxonomy places the organism in Eukaryota, Fungi, Ascomycota, Pichiomycetes, Serinales, Debaryomycetaceae. The record is from RefSeq and is a predicted model, not a curated record. The transcript has a single exon. Gene Ontology annotation, molecular function: DNA-binding transcription factor activity, RNA polymerase II-specific; zinc ion binding.
AUUGAUUUUUCUUAAUUUUUACUUCUUCUUUUUCCCUUAUUUUUCUUUAAAAUCUCUAUAUAGCAUGUCAAAUUCAAUUGUUAAUUCUCCAAAUUCAACUUUUGAAACUGAAGAUACUAUUAAAUUAAAUAGUUCUAUCAUUAGUUCUUCAAAUCAGAAUAUUGAUCAAUUAUAUCAAUUUGAUCAAACUGGUUUACCUUUUCAACCUUUACCUCCUCCACCUAUUGGAUAUCAUCAACCUCAGCAUCAACCUCAGCAUCAACCUCAGCAUCAACCUCAGCAUCAACCUCAACCUCAUCAACACCAACAUCAGCAUCAACAUCAGCAUCAGCAUCAAGUACCUCCGGUACAAGUCCAACCACCGGUUGGAGAUUUAAAUGAUUUAUCAUUUAAUGACUUUAGUAUACAAAAUUCUUCACAAUACUCUAUUUUCUCUAAUCAAAAUGCCAUGAAUUCACUUAAUAGUUUCCAUAACGAUAAUCAUUUUCAAAAUUCGAUAAAUCCACCAAUUUUUAAAUUAAAUAUGGAUUCAUCAAGUGAUUUAAUUGAUAAUUCAACUAUAAAUAAUGAUUUAAUGUAUCAAAUUGGAGAAUUUGAUUUAGGUAAUCCUUCAUUUGAUUCAAUACCUGAUUCAAUAAAUCAAUCAACAAAUAAUGAUGAUUCAAUUUUAAAUCAAUUUCAAUCAACAAGUUUACCAACUUCAAAUUCUCAAUUUAAUGAUAUUAUAAAUAUACCUUAUACUCCAACAAUUAAUGAUUCAAAUUUAAGUGAUUCAAGUUUUACACCAAACUCUACAAUUAAUGAAGAUUUGAAUAUUAGAGCUCCAAUUCCAAUUAAAUAUAAUAAUCAACAACUUACAAAUCAAUCUUCAAAUCAAUCUUCAAUUACUCCUCCAAUUUAUUCAAAUAAUCAUAAAAUUUUGAAAAAACCUUCUUUAAAUCGUCUCAAUAAUUUACAAAAUAAAAAAAAUUUGGUUAUUCAAACUCAAUUAAGUAAUCUGUCAACUCCAGAAAUUGGUAUUAGUCCAUUAUGUAAUAAAUAUAAUGGUUUAGAUAUUAAUAAUCAAAGAAAUAUCAUGCCUCCUCUCAAUAUCUUUCGUCAUGAUUCUUCUCCUCAAUUCUUAAAAGAAAGAAAAAAUUAUCCUUCUCUUAAUGAAGUUGGUAAUAAAAGAAUUAUUAAUAAAAAAACUUCAAAAUCUUCUCUCAAUGAUGAAAGUCCUUCUUCUAAACCGAAAAAAUAUACUAGAAGAAGAUUAUUACCAAGACUGAAAAGUGGUUGUUGGAUUUGUCGUAUUAAACAUUUAAAAUGUGACGAAUUAAGACCAGUUUGUACUAGUUGCUUUAAAUUCGGUAUUGAUUGUGACUAUUCUUUAGAAAAACCUUUAUACGUCAUUGAUAAAAACUUAAGAAAAGAAAAAUUAGAAAACAUUUCAAUUAUCAGAAAGCAAAAACAAAACUUAAACAAAAAGAAGAAAGAUUUUUGA